CCCGCCCCGCCUGGGUUCCCAUUAGUUCCUGUCCUGCGUCGCCUCCUUCCCGCGCCUGCGCACUGACGCGUCCCGCGCUGCGCCGGCCCAAUAUGGCGUCGUCCGCGGCCGUCCGUAGGCUGGGCGUGCGGGCGCUGGCCUGCAGCCGGGAGCUGCCUUGCGCGUGGCGCGCCCUGCACACCUCCGCCGUCUGCGCCAAGAACCGGGCGGCGCGAGUCCGCGUGUCCAAGGGGGACAAGCCGGUGUGCUACGACGAGGCGCACGCCCCGCACUACAUCGCUCACCGCAAGGGCUGGCUGUCGCUGCACACAGGUAACCUGGAUGGAGAAGAUCACGCGGCGGAGAGAACGCUGGAGGACGUUUUCCUUCGGAAGUUUAUGCGGGGCACCUUCCCGGGCUGCCUGGCCGACAAGAUUGUUCUGAAGCGCCGGGCCAACCAACUGGAUAUCUGUGCCCUGGUUCUGAGGCAGCUGCCCCCGCACAAAUUCUACUUCCUUGUGGGCUACAGUGAGACUCUGCUGUCACACUUCUAUAAGUGUCCCGUGCGACUCCACCUUCAAACCGUGCCCUCCAAGGUCGUGUACAAGUACAUAUAAAGCGCGCCCUUUCAUCCGGCUGUACCCUUCCAAGGCCCAAAGAUCCAAGUAGGCCAAAGGCCUUCUCCCGGAGGAUGGAGGCCUCGGCUCCAGGCUGCUGUUGAAUAAAGAGCCUGCUGAUGUUC
This is a messenger RNA of Meriones unguiculatus (Mongolian gerbil), 721 nucleotides long. It is a transcript of the gene Mrps24, whose product is annotated as mitochondrial ribosomal protein S24. NCBI's taxonomy places the organism in Eukaryota, Metazoa, Chordata, Mammalia, Rodentia, Muridae. The coding region runs from base 93 to 596 and encodes 167 amino acids. Gene Ontology annotation, biological process: translation. The transcript has 4 exons. Gene Ontology annotation, cellular component: mitochondrion. The record is from RefSeq and is a predicted model, not a curated record.